Prorocentrum cordatum is the source of this 261-nucleotide messenger RNA. The record is from the annotation of a GenBank genome assembly. Lineage: Eukaryota; Dinophyceae; Prorocentrales; Prorocentraceae.
GUCAUUAUCUCUGACGUCGAGGGCGGCGUGGACGCCUACUGCCGCAACAUCGAGCCGCCCACGUGCAUCGACAGGUGGCGGCCCGCCGUCCGCAUUUGCAGCUUCGACCAGCUGCGCUUCGACGGCGCGGAGCCGGCGGGCGCCCCCCCGGGCGACGGCGGCGUCGCCCCCCCGGAAGCCCCCCCGGGCGACGGCGGCGGCACCGGCGGGCCCGACGCCAGGCCAGGCAACGAGCCAUCCCCGAAGAGGCGCCGGAAGUGA